AAAAAGGUCUCCCACCAUUAACUCUGCGAAAGCUUCAACGAUUGCGAAGUCAACACUAUCCAUUACUGUAGUGGACACGCCUCCCACUAAAACACCUUCAUCCGUGCCAUGUCCAUAAUAAAGAAAGGAGCAAUUGGGUUAGGGAGGGCGAUUGAUGGAGGAGAAGGAGCAGAAGGCCCGAACUUUGGUGCAGCGCCUGAGCUCCGUCGCCGCGGAAUCGAAGUCCGCUGCCGAAGCCAUCGCGGAGAUCCGCCGCCUGUCGAAGCAGGACCCGGAGAUGCGCGCCCCCCUCGCCGACGCCGGCGCCAUACCCCUCCUUGCCGCCCGCCUCCUCAACCACCACCACCAUCACUCGUCUGCGGCCGAGGCCCAGGAGAACGCGGCCGCUGCCCUCCUCAACCUCUCCAUCUCUGCCCGCGAGGCGCUCAUGUGCACCCCGGGCAUCCUCGACGCCCUCGCCGCAGCCCUCCGCCUCCUCUCCCCCGUCGCCGCCCAGCACGCCGCCGCAACCCUCUACAGCCUCCUCUCCGUCGAAGCGUACCGCUCCGUCAUCGGGUCAAAGAAGCCCCUCAUCGCCGCCCUCGUGGACCUCCUCGGCGCUCCCGGCGCGCCGACUAGGUCCAUCAAGGACGCGCUCAAGGCCCUCUUCGGCCUGGCCCUCUACCCGCUCAACCGCACCGCCCUCGUCGAGCUGGGCGCCGUGCCGCCCCUCUUCGCGCUGGUGGUAAAGGACGGGCGGAGGGGGUUGGUGGAGGACGCGUCGGCGGUGAUCGCCCAGGUGGCAGGAUGCGACGAGAGCGUGGAGGCGUUCCGGAGGGUGGACGGCGUCAGCGUCUUGGUGGAUCUGGUGGUUGGGGGGAGCGGGAGGGCAAGGGAAAACGCUGCGGCUGCGCUGCUGAACCUGGUAAAGAGCGGCGGGGACAAGGCGGUGGGGGACGUCAGGGAGGUGGACGGGGCGGAGGCGGCCGUGAGGGCUCUGGCCAGCGGCGACAGUGGGGUGAGCGCGAGGGGAAAGAGCAAGGCGGAGGCUCUGCUGACGGUUCUGGAGAGCCGGCCGGGGAGCCAGUUGCAGCGUAUUGAUGAUUCCGAAACCGGCACCGAUGACUCCGUGCCGCAUACGCCGCUUUCUUAUUCUUCUCCCACUUCCUCCCCGUAAGACUUAAAAGUCAAUAGUUGCAUCCCUCUCCAUCCACUAAUUGAUUUUUGUUCACAAAGAGUUUUGACGGCUUUCUAUAUGAUGAGUUAAAUUGAUUUUAGGUAAAUAAUGAUAUAUUUAGGGAUUACAUAUUCAAUGUUUUAAAUAUCAAAAUUAUUUUAAAGUAAACCAUAAUCUUUUUUAAUGGAUCAAAAAUUAUAUUUAUCUUUUUAGAUUAUUAAAAAAUAUUAAGUAUUUUUUUUAUAAAAAUAUAAUGGAGAAUCUUAUGAUAAACUAUUAAGAUCUUUAUUAGUUAGAUUAAUUAAUACCUUUAUAAAAAAAAAAAGCAGUGGAAUGAGAUUUCAAACUCUCAUCCUCUGAGUUAGUUUUGAAGUUACUUUUUUUUAACAUAAAUAUAUAUAUAUAUAUAUAUAUUUAUCAAUUAUUUUUUUACCUUAUGCCUUUGAUUUCACUUGUAUAAUCCCUUUCUUGAGAUGGCAACUUUAUUUUUUUACUUUGUGUGUGCCUUUGUAUCUCAUAUCAUAAAUUAAAUGAUUGCAUGAGUCCUUUGUGUAGAAUUAUGUUUU
Musa acuminata AAA Group (dessert banana) is the source of this 1722-nucleotide messenger RNA. Its product is annotated as U-box domain-containing protein 11-like. Gene Ontology annotation, molecular function: protein binding. The record is from RefSeq and is a predicted model, not a curated record. Bases 155 to 1156 code for a protein of 333 amino acids. NCBI's taxonomy places the organism in Eukaryota, Viridiplantae, Streptophyta, Magnoliopsida, Zingiberales, Musaceae. The transcript has a single exon.